This is a messenger RNA of Spodoptera litura, 1461 nucleotides long. RefSeq lists its product as uncharacterized. NCBI's taxonomy places the organism in Eukaryota, Metazoa, Arthropoda, Insecta, Lepidoptera, Noctuidae. Gene Ontology annotation, molecular function: DNA binding. The record is from RefSeq and is a predicted model, not a curated record. Gene Ontology annotation, biological process: regulation of transcription by RNA polymerase II. Gene Ontology annotation, cellular component: nucleus; transcription regulator complex.
CGGCCGCGCCGCUCGAUACGCGCGGCGCGCGCGUACCGUGCGUCACCUUGCCCCGGCCUUCAGAUCCCAGCCACCCCAUUUCCCCAUCAGUCCGUCAUCGUGUAUCAUUGAAGGAAAACACCGCCCUUUCAAUUGCAUUCCUCAAAUUAAAAAAGUGAUAGUAUAUCAAAGUGAUUUGCAAACAAAAACAACUCGUGUUGACGUGGACCAAAUGUUUACAACGAAAUAGUGAAUUAGCUUAUAUACGACUAUUAUUACCUUAUAUACGGCUAAUAUUUUUAGCAAAUAGCUGAUUAUUUAUUAUCAAUAGGUUAGUUAGUGACAAGGUUACAAAAAAAACUAAAUAAAAAAAUAAGUAGGUAAAUAUUCCGGUGAAUAACCUCUCUAGAUCAUCUGUACGCAAGGGAAUUUGUUAUACAGUCUAUUAAAAAAAAAGAAAAAGAAUAUGAAUGAAAUUGAUUUAAUCAAGGAGGUAGAAAAGCGACCAAUUUUAUAUGACAAAUCUGUGAGUGGUUUCAAUAAGACUAAGCUCAGAGACGACGCAUGGAAGGAAGUACAACAAUCGCUACAUGUUUCUGAAUCGGAAUGCAAGAAACGAUGGAGGUCCCUUCGCGAUUCGUUCAUAAAACUCCAGAGGACGCACGGAGGUCGCACGAGGUGGCCUUACCAUCAGGCCAUGAGGUUCCUACUGCCGCACAUAGAGACUAAGGACAACGGAGCAAUUAACAAAAAGGAAGCAGAGGACUCGGACGGUGAAGAGGAAAUGCGGCAGCGAGCCAUACAAUGCUUACCAGAUCUGUCCUACAGCCAGGACAACAAAUACGACGAUGAUGAUGAAGAGGACUCCCAACCUUCCCCUAAGAAAGCUCGUCAGAACUCCACGGACGAAGAAGCAACAUCUUGUUCCUGCAACAAUAGAACAGACCCUGAUGAACUAUUCCUCAUCAGUUGCGCCCCCACCCUUAAACGGCUAAACGCCAAACAAAACGCGCUAGCGAGACUCAAAAUACAACAAGUUUUGUUGGAAGCAGAAUUCGGUACACAAAUGGAACUCCCCUACGUGACACCGGCGAGUGAUUGUGACUUUGACGCGGUUGAAUAAGGCUGAAUAGUGAAUGUUCCCAAAGAGCCUAGUACGAGUUUGUACGAUUAAUGAGAUUGAAACGUUACAGCGCUUAACCCUCUAAUCGGGUGGUUAAUUUGAACAGGCCAAUCAACGCUCCGUACGCGGUAACGGUGACCGUAAAACAAACUCGUGCUAAGCCCCCAAAUAUAGAUAAUAAAUAGCACAUAGAUUUUAUCAAACAUUUUACACCAAGUUAGUAAGAUAUACAACCUAAGUUUUAAAUUGUUUUUGUUUUCAAGAGGAAACUUAAUAGUGAUUAUACAGAGUCCAAUAUUCUAUUAUUAUUAGGGCUGAUUUUUCCAACGCCAGUAAUAAAUUUUAACUGAGGAAUAACU